CUCCGCGAAACCCCUCCUCAUCGCAAGCGCGUGAUUCCAUCACACGUCGUCGUUGCCUUCCCUCUGUCUGGUGUUUAUUGUUGCGUCUCCUAGAGGGCUGGAGCUGUAGGAGAACAGAACAGUCCAGUCCAACUCUCCUCGACAUUUCUCCUCUCAUCCUAACACCGGCGCCGUCCAGUUCUUGCCUGCAGCCGCUGCCUGGGGCGAGCCUCAGUGAGUUGGAGAAAUCAUGUUUCGCAGAAAGCAAACCUCUCAUUUCAAUUCAGAUGACGCUGACCAGAGACAAGCAAAGAUCAGUGAACUGAGAGAUGCACUUGGGCCUAUGUCUGCCCGUGGGGAGAAGUACUGCACUGAAGCAUGCUUGAUAAGAUAUCUAGAAGCCCGUAACUGGAAUGUUGGCAAAUCUAGAAAAAUGGUGGAAGAAAGUCUCAAGUGGAGGGCUGCUAGCAGGCCUGAAGAUAUUCGCUGGCCUGAGGUUUCUGUUGAAGCAGAAACAGGUAAAAUGUACAGGGCAAGUUUCACCGACAGAGAGGGGAGAAAUGUCGUCGUUAUGAGGCCUGCAAAACAGAAUACAUCAUCUCAUGAUGGGCAGUUGCGGUACCUAAUAUAUACCUUGGAGAAUGCAGUCUUCAGCCUGCCUGAAGGUUUAGAGAAAAUGGUGUGGUUGAUAGAUUUCACAGGAUGGACACUGGCCAAUGCCACCCCCAUAAAGACUGCCAGAGACAGUGCGAAUGUCCUUCAAAAUCAUUACCCGGAGAGGCUUUCAGUUGCAUUCUUGUUCAAUCCCCCCAAAGUAUUUGAGGCCUUUUUUAAGGUUAUCAAAGUAUUCCUUGACCCGAAAUCAAUCCAGAAAAUAAAUUUUGUGUACAAGGAUAAUGAGGAAAGCAUGAAGACAUUGUACAAGCACAUUGAUCCAGAAGUCCUUCCGGUAGAUUUUGGAGGGAAGAACGAUGUGGAGUACAACCAUGAGGAUUACUCUAGGUUGAUGAUGAAAGAUGACAUUAACACAGCAAGCUUCUGGGCAGAAGAUGGUAACCAGGUCAUGAACGGGCACUCUGCUCCUGAAUCGUCACUAGUUGCUGCUAAAGCAAGUUGAGGAGCACCGGUCAGCCAUGCCACCGCACACCAGCUGUUGCUAAAUCUAGUUGAGGAGCAUCACCCUGCACUAUGACGGCUCUCCCUAAAAUAAGUGAUUUUGUAACAAUCUCGUGUGGGAGAAUUCCACAAACGUAAUAGUAUUACCUGGAAUUUGUUUGAUGUCUUCCAUCUCAACUUUAUAAGGUACAAUUGCUAAUUGUAAUGUUGUUUCAGAAAUACUGUAUUAAUUUAAUCUCUUUCGAUCGUUUACCAAAAUUACACCACACACGAAUGUCA
Lolium rigidum is the source of this 1374-nucleotide messenger RNA. RefSeq names its product phosphatidylinositol transfer protein 3-like. NCBI's taxonomy places the organism in Eukaryota, Viridiplantae, Streptophyta, Magnoliopsida, Poales, Poaceae. The coding region runs from base 230 to 1096 and encodes 288 amino acids. Gene Ontology annotation, molecular function: phosphatidylinositol transfer activity. The transcript is spliced from 6 exons. The record is from RefSeq and is a predicted model, not a curated record.